AUGUUACAAAAAAGCUUAGGUUGGGUUUUGCCCUUAUUAUUUCUUCUAGGAUACAUACAUCAAUCCUUAGAAAGUGAUGAAUAUCAUAGAAGUGUACACAAUAUGCGCAAGUUAAUUUCUCCCAGACACCAAAUUGAAGCAACUUCUAGGUUUUGGGAAGACGAGGCACAGAAAGCGAUUGAAGCUCGCUUAAAGUACACUAAAGCUUCUGGAACAGCUCGGAACGUGGUGAUGUUCCUCGGCGACGGCAUGUCCGUGCCGACGCUAGCCGCGGCACGCACUCUCAUGGGUCAACGAAACGGACGUACAGGAGAGGAAUCGCAACUAUCUUUCGAAGCUUUCCCCUCCGUAGGACUUUCUAAGACGUAUUGCGUGGACUCCCAAAUUGCGGACUCGGCGUGUACUGCGACCGCAUACUUGUGCGGUGUGAAGGCGAAUCGCGGCACGGUCGGCGUGACGGCGCGCGUGCCGCGGCGGGACUGCCUCGCGUCCGCCGACACCUCGACGCACCUCAGCUCCAUCGCGGCCUGGGCGCUGGCCGACGGCCGUGACGCCGGGAUCGUGACGACGACGCGGGUGACGCACGCGUCGCCGUCGGGAGCGUACGCGCGCACCGCCAACAGGGACUGGGAGAGUGACGCGGACGUGCGCGGCGACGGGCACGACCCGCGCCUGUGCCGGGACAUCGCCGACCAGCUCGUGCACACACACCCGGGGAAUCAGUUCAAGGUGAUAUUGGGUGGCGGAAGACGUGAGUUUUUACCACAAGAUAAAAUAGAUGAAGAGGGCACACCGGGUAAAAGAUUGGAUGGCAGAAACUUAAUUGAGGAGUGGCAGAUGGACAAAAUCGAACGUAACGUGAGUUAUCGGUAUGUUUGGAAUCGGGAUCAAUUACUUAGUGCAAGUGAAGACUUACCUGAUUAUUUGUUGGGAUUGUUCGAAGGAAGUCAUAUGCAGUACCAUUUGGAAGCAAAUACUAGCACAGAACCUACACUCGCAGAGCUGACCGAGGUUGCGAUACGUUCUUUAAGUAGAAAUGACAAAGGAUUUUUCUUAUUCGUGGAAGGCGGGCGAAUUGAUCACGCUCAUCAUGAAAACUAUGUAGAACUAGCUCUCGACGAAACUAUUGAAAUGAGUGAAGCAGUAACACGCGCCGCCAGUUUACUGUCACAAGACGACUCUCUGAUCGUCGUCACGUCCGACCACGCACAUGUCAUGUCAUUUAAUGGCUACACUCAUCGCGGUGGAGAUAUUCUAGGGCCCUCGGAUGAUCAGGGUGACGAUGACAUUCCGUACAUGACGCUGUCAUACGCUAAUGGCCCCGGUCAUCGGCCACAUCAGGUAAACGGUCGAGUCGAUGUCACGAAUGAUGCAGAUUAUCGUACGUUACAAUGGCGAUCACAUUCUGAGGUGCCUUUGGAGUCAGAGACACAUGGCGGUGACGACGUAGCGGUAUUCGCUUGGGGUCCACAAAAUGAAAUGUUUACAGGACUGUACGAGCAGAACCAAUUGCCGCAUUUAAUGGCUUACGCUGCGUGUAUCGGGCCUGGCAUGCACGCUUGUCGCAUCGAACCA
Messenger RNA from Brenthis ino (lesser marbled fritillary), 1575 nucleotides. Lineage: Eukaryota; Metazoa; Arthropoda; Insecta; Lepidoptera; Nymphalidae. The record is from the annotation of a GenBank genome assembly.